AUGCCGGGUCUUAUUGGUAUUGGUGAAUUUAUUGACGAAACUCGAGAGGAUUACAGUUCGCCAACUACUUCGACAUUCGUAUCGCGUAUGCCACAAUGCAAACAGACCAUUAACGCAUUGGAGGAGACCCUGGAUUUUGAUCGCGAUGGACUAACAAAGCUCAAAAAAGCAAUAAAAGCCAUACACAACUCAGGGAAUGCCCACGUGGAUAAUGAGAUGUACCUCUCCCGGGCGUUGGAGCGUCUCGGAGGAAACGCGCUCAGCAAAGAUUCGGAACCCGACAUUGGAGCCGCUUUCUUCAAAUUUGCGGUCGUCACCAAAGAACUUUCAGCACUCAUGAAGACACUGAUGCAAAAUAUAAACAAUAUAGUGAUGUUCCCUGUGGAUAGUCUCUUGAAGGGUGAUCUCAGAGGUGUGAAGGGUGACUUGAAGAGACCAUUCGAUAAGGCAUCCAAAGACUACGAGUCAAAGUACCUGAAGAUUGAGAAGGAAAAGAAGUCACAAGCUAAGGAAGCUGGCCUCAUAAGGAGUGAAGUUACAUCGGCUGAGAUAGCUGAUGAGAUGGAGAAAGAACGAAGACUGUUCCAGUUGCAAAUGUGUGAGUACCUGAUAAAGUUUAAUGAAAUAAAAACGAAGAAAGGCAUAGAACUGCUUCAGCACCUGGUGGAGUACUAUCACGCACAAACUAAUUAUUUCCAAGAUGGUUUAAAAACUAUCGAACACUUCGGUGUGUACGUAGCCGAUCUCAGUGUUCAGUUGCAGAAGAUAAGACAGCAGCAAGACGACGAGCGAAGAAGAUUAUUGGAGUUGAGGAAUAUGUUGAGAGCAGCUACACCGCAAGAUAGAGAAGCGGCGGCUGCAGUGGGCGGAUAUUCACUUCACCAAUUACAAGGCGACAAACAGCAUGGAGUAACACGGAGCGGUUACCUUCUUAAAAAGUCGGAAGGUAAAGUCCGAAGGGUCUGGCAAAAGAGAAGAUGCAGAGUCACGGCUGAGGGUUUCUUGGACAUAUUCCACGCUGACGAGAAUAAAACUCCGGCCAGGGUCAAUCUGCUUACGUGCCAGAUAAAAGUGGCCUCUGAGGAUAAAAGGGCGUUUGAUCUAGUCUCAUAUAAUCGUACGUACCAUUUCCAAGCUGAAGAUGAGAACGAACAGCGAACUUGGACAUCUGUUCUCGUGAAUUGUAAGGAGGGAGCUUUGAUGAGGGCUUUCCACCAGCAAGCUGGCGAGAGUAAUGACAAUGGACACUCUUUACUCGAUCUUCAGAGAUCAAUCAUAAGAGCAGUCAGAGCUAUGCCAGGAAACCAAGUCUGCGCUGACUGCGGCUCAACUAAUGAUCCCACGUGGUUGUCAACGAACUUCGGUGUGAUAGUAUGUAUAGAAUGUUCUGGAAGUCAUCGCGAACUCGGCGUGCAUAUAUCAAGGAUACAAUCUCUAACACUGGAUAGACUGAGUACUUCACAGCUAUUGAUAGCGAGAAAUAUGGGCAAUCAGAUGUUCAAUGAAGUCAUGGAAAAUACAUUGGAUGAACGAGAUAAACUCACGCCAGAAAGCACUAUGGAGGAGAGACUAAGGUUUAUAAGGGAAAAGUACGUGUAUAGAGCGUGGGCUGAGAGGACUUGUAGAGAUGAAACAGAAAGGCUGUCGGAAGUAGAACACGCUGUUAAUAACGGACAUUUACAGAACUUACUCCAGGCUUACGCUGAAGGGGCUGACUUGACCUCAACUUUGCCUGGUUCGGAUUGCGGUGAAACAGCACUCCAUCUAGCGAUAUCUCGAGAAAUCGGCGAUGGUUCUGGUCUACAUAUAGUGGAUUUUCUCAUACAGAACGGCGGUUCAUUAUUGGAUAAGACCACAUUAUCUGGUAUGACGGCCCUACACCUCUGUGCGGCAACAGAUAGGGCGGAGGCAAUGAAAUUGCUGCUGAAGGCCGGCGCUGAUACCACGCUGAAAGAUAUCAAUGGAAGAACAGCUCUAUACAUCGCAAGACAACUUGGACAUCACGCGUGUACGGAAUUGUUGGAGAGCGUUGAUAAAAGGGAAAAGAGUAUAUUCGAGAAUAUUAAUAUUGAUUGGAAUUUGUCACACGACGAUGGCUCCACAGACUUCUCUGACGAUGACACUGUCAUCGAUGAAAGGCAAAACGGCAGCGUUACUCCAGAGAAAAAGUGUCCACGUUCCCGGCCGCCGUCAUACGCUGGUACGUGUGGGGGCGACUCCCCUGUACUACGAUCAAGAUCCUCAACCUGCGACUCCCUCCACCACGCACCGCCAACCCCUACCACGCUUCCGCGAAAACCCAAUUAUAAUAUAGGCAGUUUAAAAAAGCGUGUCGCCCCCCUCCCCCCCGCGGUGUCCGUGUCUCACCCCCCCUCGCUGGCUGCUCUGCCAUCACACGCCAGAUCCACACCAUCGCCAUCCGCUGACAACACCAGGUCCAUACAUGGUAGUGGUCCAGUCCCGGCAGUGAAGCCGCGACCUCAACAACCACCUCCCACGCCGCCACCCGUCACACUGCACAAUGGAGCUCAUAGAGACGAACCCACACCUCCACCCAGAAAGAAGAAAAAUAGAUUGCACCUGGAAAAUGCUGUGAAAGGAAAACUUAAAAGGGAAUGUUCUAGUCAAGAUUCAUCGUUGGAGUUAUGUGAUAUAUCAGACGGUUUGGACGACAGUCGGCUCCAGUGUCUGUCGGACAGUUCUAGAUCUCGUGAGAGAACGAGACGCAGCGACAGAUCUCUAGAUGUAUCAGACACUUCCAGUCUUCAUUCGAGGUCGCCUUCCACUUCUAUAACUAUGUUUCAGAUGGGUGGAGGUAUGAGGAGGUGCCGAGCGUUGUACGACUGUUCAGCUGACAAUGAGGACGAGCUGUCGUUCAGGGAGGGCGAGGUCAUAGUCGUCAUCAACGAACGAACCGAAGACGACAACUGGAUGGAGGGACAGGUCGAGGGGACCAGCCGCCGCGGCAUGUUCCCCGUCUCUUUCGUACACAUGCUGCCUGAUUAG
Danaus chrysippus (African queen) is the source of this 3006-nucleotide messenger RNA. The record is from the annotation of a GenBank genome assembly. NCBI's taxonomy places the organism in Eukaryota, Metazoa, Arthropoda, Insecta, Lepidoptera, Nymphalidae.